Polychytrium aggregatum is the source of this 822-nucleotide messenger RNA. RefSeq names its product kinase-like domain-containing protein. The record is from RefSeq and is a predicted model, not a curated record. The coding region runs from base 1 to 822 and encodes 273 amino acids. The transcript has 5 exons. Gene Ontology annotation, molecular function: protein kinase activity; ATP binding. Gene Ontology annotation, biological process: protein phosphorylation. Lineage: Eukaryota; Fungi; Chytridiomycota; Chytridiomycetes; Polychytriales.
AUGCCAUCUGUACGACUACAAAGCCGAAACAAAAAGACAAACUUGUUUGUCGCAAUCAAGGUGCUGAACCUCGAUGCCGACGACGAUAUCCUGGAUGUCCGGAAGGAAAUCAGCCUGCUUUCCAACUGCGACUCGGAGUACAUCACCCGAUAUCACGGCUCGUUUCUCAACGGUACCAAGCUGUGGGUCGUCAUGGACUAUGCUGGUGGCGGCUCAAUGAGGAGCAUUCUCAAGUCCGGGCCCAUCGAGGAGCCAUACAUUGCCGUGAUCGUCCGCGAAGUGCUGCAGGCCCUUAUCUAUCUGCACAAGCACGCCCAUAUCAUCCACCGCGAUAUUAAGGCCGCCAACAUCCUCCUCACCGACAACGGGUCUGUCAAGCUUUGCGACUUUGGUGUGGCCGGCCAAAUGAGCAAAGCGCAGAAACGCUACUCGUUCGUCGGGACGCCCUACUGGAUGGCGCCGGAAAUCAUUAUCCACAGCGCCUAUGGCUACAAGGCCGACAUCUGGUCUCUGGGCAUCACCAUCAUCGAGCUCGCAACCGGCAACCCUCCGUUCUCCGACCUGGACCCGCGCAGAGCCAUCUUCCAUAUCCCGCGGUCCAAUCCCCCCAAACUCGAAGAUCGUUUCACGCAGGCAAUUCGCGAAUUCAUCUCCUGUUGUUUGCAGCAGAACCCCGACGAUCGGCUGUCGGCCGAGGAUUUGUUUAACAGACUGUUCGUCAAGACCGCCAAGCCCACUUCGAUACUGCAAGAGCUUUUGAUCCGUCAUCGGUCGUGGACGGAAGCCAACAAAGAAACAGCAACGAUAUAUGAUCCGACGUAA